Loxodonta africana (African savanna elephant) is the source of this 7270-nucleotide messenger RNA. It is a transcript of the gene GTF3C2, whose product is annotated as general transcription factor IIIC subunit 2. Gene Ontology annotation, molecular function: protein binding. Gene Ontology annotation, cellular component: transcription factor TFIIIC complex. Gene Ontology annotation, biological process: transcription by RNA polymerase III. The transcript is spliced from 19 exons. Lineage: Eukaryota; Metazoa; Chordata; Mammalia; Proboscidea; Elephantidae. The coding region runs from base 4067 to 6850 and encodes 927 amino acids. The record is from RefSeq and is a predicted model, not a curated record.
GUACCGCAGCUGGGUGUGCUGGGGCCCCUACGAUUACUCCUCCCCCUUCUUUUUCUGUAGAUAUUGAGAACCAGCUCCCAGCUCGGCUAUUCCCUCUCCGCACGGCAUCGCGACCUCUACUCUCUGCGCUCCUAUAGAAAACCAUCACGCUCCCCACCUUCCUCACAGUGGCAACCAUACCUCUCCCCCAUCUGUGCUAACUACGAUUCUUGCUCUCUUCCUCCACCGCCACACGGUGUCUGUAAUAAGGCUUCUUGUGUCCACGCCUCGGCACUGCUUACGUUGCGUCCCUCGGACCCAACGAAACUACAGUAAUUGCUUCGCGCUAAGUCCUCAGCUUUAGGAAAAAAGCCAGGCUUCGCCUCCAGCAUAGGCUAGUGAUGAAAGCUGCCCCCAUGCACAGAACUGAGGAAAAGCAGUCGGUCGCCCCUAGAGUGGCUGCGGAGGGUCAAUCUCCUCUUUGAGCUGUGUCCCAGUCCUUCCCUCGAUGAGGCUCUUCUACCCCGGGGGUUGUUCCCCGCGCGCUGCAACCCCAUUGGCGCAGCCAAGGGCCAGUUACGUUUCCGUGUCCAGUCCCUUUAUCCCGCGGCAAGUUGGCUGUCUUCUGGGGAAGGUAGAGGUGCGACUUCGACCCCACGGGAGGUAACUCACUUUGUUGGAAGGGUGUAGGAUAUAGCCAAGGCUCUUCCCCCCAUCGAUAUAUUGUUACACAAACAUGUUACACUUGAACCAUUGUUACUAUUUUUGCCACCCUUUCUUACCAGUUGCAGUUAUUUUCUCGAUAGUUUUCUUUAAGCUGAUUUGUUUUUAAAGUUUAAACGCUUUAGUCUCGAUCUAAGCAAUAUGGAUGGAACCAUGGGUUUCAUGGCUACUUACAGUUUUUUAUGCAAGUUAAAAUAAAAAUACAGCUGGUAAAAUAAAAUGUUUAUCCUUGUACCAUUAAAAUCAUCUUGCAUAUCACCAGCUGUACUUUAGGAACACCUUGGGAAAUAGCGUGUUAGACCAAACUGUGUGUUUUAAGUAAUUCCAUAUUUGAGGCACAGUGUUACUUAAUUUUUUCUUUGGCCAGGGAGGUCAGACUGGCAACCUGGAGCAGCUAGGCUAAGAGGCAAGCUGGGGUGCAAAUACAAGAUUUUAUAAACCUGCCAGUACAAAUUUCCUAAACACUGCCUUCCCUUUACUGUGCAUCCAAAAUUUGUUAUGAAAUCAUGAAUAGAAAUUAAGCACCACACCUUUCUCUUGCCUUCCAUGAGAAGUGAAUCCUUAAAUUUUUGUACUUUGAAUAAGUCAUGUAGUCAACAAAGUUUAACUAUUGCAUUUACUAUGUAUCAGGUGUGGAUACAAUGGUGAACCAGAUAGGUAAGAUCCCUACCUUAGGAAGCUUUCAGUGAAGGUAAGUAUGAAACACAGCAACACACAAACCUCCACUGACAAACAGGUGAUGGUUCCACAUUAACCGGCAAUCAAACCCAUGUCUCCCACAUAGAAGGUGAGACUUCUACCACUGAACCACCAAUGCUUCAGGCUUCAGCAGUGCUUUCAGACUAAGAUACAGUAGAAAGAAUAGCCUGGUGAUCUCCUUGCAAAGAUCAGCCAGUGAAAACCCUGUAGAUCACAGUGAUCCGAUCUGCAACAGAUCAUGGGGAUAGUGCAGGACCAGGCACCAUUUCGUUCCGCUGGGCGUGGGAAUGCCAUGAGUUGGACUGAACAGCAGCUAACAACAAUAUGUUUAUAUCAGUGGAGUAGGAAAUGUCUUUUUAAGACGUGAAAAACAGAAGCCAUAGAAGACAAGAUUGAGAAAUUUAACUCAUAAAGAUUAAAAACUUAACUUUAGUAAGAAACGUUGUAAACAAAGUUAAAAGACAAGUAGAUACAGGGAGAAUAUAUUCUCAACAUAAAUAACAUCCACAGAUCAAUAAGGAAAAGACAGUCCCAUGAAGAUGUGAAAUAUAUGUGCAUAGGCAAUUCAUAGAUGACGUUUAGAUGUCCAACAUAUAAAAAGUUGCUAACCACUCAUCAGGGCAGUACAAAUAAAUGGAGAAGAAUUCUUUCUCCCAUCAGGUUGGCAAAAAUUAAAAAGAUUGGGUGGCAAAUAACAAUAAGGGUGUGCAUAAAAUGGGUGCAGAUAUACAGAAGAGAGAUUAGGAAGAAAGGCCUGGUGAUCUAGUGCCCAAAAUCAGCUAAUGAAACCCCCAUGGAUUGAAACUGUCCAAUCAACAUCCUGUCUUGGGGAUGGUAGGGGACCAGGCAGCAUUUGUUCUGUUGUGCAUAGGGUCACCAUGAGUUAGGGGCCAACUCAAUGGCAGCUAACAAGAAGAAAUAUAAAUUGGUUUUCAUUUUGGUGAGCUGUUUGGCAGUAUCAGUUAAAUUUUGAAACGUGCAUACCCAUCAACCCAGUGCAAUAAUUCACUUCUUAUGAUUAUUAGAAAAAUAAUUUCUCAUUAAUGGUGAGAUUGCACUAGAAGAGUCAUUGCAGUAUGGUUUGUAGAUGUAUUGGAGCCUAAUUGUCCAUUAAAUGGGGAAUGUCUAAACUAUAAUUCUGUGGACCACCAUACAGCAGCUAAGAAGAAUGAGCUAGAUCAAUGUAUACUGAUAUGGAAACCCUUUAAGACAUAGGUAGAAGUUCUUUUCUGUUUAACCAACUCCCUUUGUUAACUGACAUUUCAUAUUUCGACUGUAAAGCAUACAGGCCCAUGCCCAAGGGACACUGAAUGCUUGAAGCUUGUAGAUUUCUAUUGGCCUGGGCACUUUGCACCCUCAAGUUGAAUGCUUGCCAAAAGUCAUUGUAUUAGUUCCUAGGGUUUUUGUUUUUUUUUUAUGUCAGUUGAAGUUGCCAUGAGUCAGGCAAUGGGUUUGGUUUUGGUUUUUGGUUUGGUUUGGUUUGUCAUUAUAUAGAUGUUGUAUAUAUUUCCAUUUAGAGAAACUUGAGUGUGAAAAGUUACUUCUCUUAAAACUAAGUUGAAGCAGGUGGAUACACAAGUGUUUUAUUGUUGUUCUUUAUAUUCUAUAUGUAUUUUGUAGAUUUUUUAAAAUAACUAAUAGUUGGGUAAAAACAAUUCUAGAUAAGAAAAGAGAGCAAACUAAGUUGAGUGCUUUGGAAAGAGAAAAGGGUGAGCUUGCAGUUAAGCAAAAAGGUGCCAAAUAGGUGUGAUUGACACAACUGUAAAAGAUGGAGGAAAAUUUGUAAAUAUCUGGAAGAUUACUGCACUUGAAUUGCUUCUCAAGGGAAGAAAGUAUUUUAUAAAACAGUGGUAGGAGUGCUGAAAGGUCAAGUUAAACGAGGUUGAGAAGAAUCCCUUGAAUUAAUUGACCUAGUGAUUAUUGGUGACUUUAGCUUCAGUGACGAGUUGGGGCAAUAUCUGAAUUAGAAUGAAGCAGGGAAAUGAGAACAUCGAGGACAGACGGUUCUUUUAAAAGUUUGACUAUGGGAGGGAGAAAACCAAACCCACUGCCGUAGAGUGGAUUCCUACUCAUGGCAACCUUACGGGACAAGGUAGAACUGCCCCAAAGGGUUUCCAAGGUUGUCAGUCUUUGUGGAAGCAAACUGCCACAUCUUUCUUCCGAGGAGCUGCUGGUGGGUUUGAACCACUAACUUUUUGGUUAGCAGCAGAGGGCUUUAACCACUAUACUACCAGAGCUCCUUUGAGAGGGAGGAGGAUGGUAUUGGGGGGCAUAAUAGUAUGGAAGGAUAGUUGUACGUGCCAAGAUGAGAAUGUUAAACAUUAUUUAAAUGCUGUUUAGAAGGAGCAAAUGGAAAUGGUGAGGAUGAUCAAUAACUCAAGUUUCCUCAGAAAGUGGGAGAAUAGAGCUAGAACACAAAUCCACAAUGGGAAGGUUUGUUUGGACUUAGAAAGUGGCCAGAUAGCCACUUCAUUGUAGUUGGAUCAGUUGCAUGGAGUGUUAGCUUACUUGACAAGAAAUUGAAGUAUUUCUCAUCUAAUGGUUCUGUUUUUUGUUUCAGAAAUCAGAGGCAAAAUCAUCUGCUGAGAUCCAGGGGAUCUGACUAGAGAGAAGGUGGGAUUGCCAGCCCUCAGCAGUUUAGGGGCAGCCAUUUUGGGGGGUGCUGAUGGAUACCUACGGGGUCGGCUGUGUUGCUCUGGGGGAGGCCGGCCCCGUGGGGAACAUGACUGUGGUAGACUCUCCUGGUCAAGAAGUGCUAAACCAGCUUGAUGUCAAGGCCUCUUCAGAAAUGACAAGUACAGAGGCCUCCACAGGGAUGUUACCUACCCCUUUACCUGGAUUUGCGGAUUCUCCUGAUAAGAGGAGGUUCCCUCUAGAGCAGGAAAGCUUCUCCAGACUGGAACAGCAAGAUCUUUCUUCAGAGAUGUCAAAGGUCUCAAAGCCUAGGGCCUCAAAGCCUGGCCGGAAGAGAGGUGGUAGGACACGAAAAGGCCCCAAAAGGCCCCAACAACCUAAUCCUCCAUCAGCCCCUCUGGUUCCUGAUAUCUUAGAUCAAUCCAACCCUCUAUCCACCCCCAUGCCUAAGAAACGAGGUCGAAAAUCCAAGGCAGAGCUGCUACUGCUGAAGUUGUCAAAAGGCCUAGAUCAGCCAGAGUCUCCACCUCCAAAGAGGCCCCCUGAGGACUUCGAGACCCCUCCUGGGGAACGACCCCGCCGAAGGGCUGCCCAAGUGGCGCUUCUGUAUCUUCAUGAACUGGCAGAAGAACUCUCAACAGCAAUGCCUGCUCCAGCGUCCUGUCCUGAGAGCACCCAGUUGAGCAGCCCCACCAAACUGAAGAAAAGCCAGCUGGAGGCAGACCCUCAAGGUGGGGGAGGAGAGGAUGAUACUGCACAAGAUGAAGACUUUGUUCUCCAGGUGGAGGCUGAAGAUGAAGAAGAAAGUGAGAUCCCGAGUGAGAGCUCAUCUGACCCCGAGCCCGCAGUGCCUGCUGUGCUCACAGUGCCCGAAGUGCCCACAGUGCUCACGGUGCCAGAAGUGCCCGCAGUGCCCGAAGUGCCCGCAGUGCCCAUAGUGCCUGCAGUGCCUGCAGCUCCUCCAGCUCCUCGAAGCGCCCCCCGAGGAUCCACUUCAGGGAAGCAGAAGCCACACUGCCGAGGAGUGGCUCCCAAUGGCUUACCAAAUCACAUCAUGGCUCCUGUUUGGAAGUGCUUCCAUCUCACCAAGGACCUCCGAGAGCAGAAGCACUCAUACUGGGAAUUUGCAGAAUGGAUCCCUUUGGCCUGGAAGUGGCACCUGUUAUCUGAAAUUGAGGCAGCUCCUUACCUGCCCCAGGAGGAGAAGUCUCCGCUUUUUUCUGUACAGCGUGAAGGGCUUCCUGAAGAUGGCACACUCUACCGAAUAAAUAGAUUUAGCUCGAUCACAGCACACCCAGAGCGCUGGGAUGUGUCCUUCUUCACGGGGGGACCACUCUGGUCUCUGGAGUGGUGCCCAGUGCCAGAGGGGGCAACAGCCUCGCAGUAUGUGGCUCUGUUCUCCAGCCCUGAUAUGAAUGAGACACAUUCACUGAGCCAGCUUCAUUCGGGCCCUGGGCUGCUGCAGCUCUGGGGCCUUGGGACCUUGCAGCAAGAAAGCUGUUCUGACAACAGGGCCCACUUUGUCUAUGGGAUUGCUUGUGAUAAUGGCUGCAUCUGGGACCUCAAGUUCUGCCCCAGUGGAGCAUGGGAGCUUCCAAGCACCCCUCGGAAGGAUCCUCUCCUGCCCCGGUUGGGUCUCUUGGCUCUUGCCUGCUCAGAUGGGAAGGUGCUUCUGUUCAGUCUGCCCCAUCCUGAGGCCCUGCUGGCUCAGCAGCCGCCAGAUGCGAUGAAGCCGGCCAUCUAUAAGGUAGAAUGUGUGGCAACCCUUCAGGUGGGGUCUGUGCAAGCCUCAGACCCCUCUGAGUGCGGCCAGUGCCUCAGCCUGGCCUGGAUGCCCACCCGGCCGCACCACCAUCUGGCUGCUGGAUACUACAAUGGCAUGGUGGUUUUCUGGAACCUUCCCACUAACUCGCCCCUGCAGCAGAUACGGCUCUCUGAUGGCUCCUUGAAGCUCUAUCCCUUCCAGUGUUUCCCAGCCCAUGACCAGGCUGUGCGUACCCUUCAAUGGUGCAAAGCUAACAGUCAUUUUCUAGUCUCUGCUGGGAGUGACCGGAAAAUCAAAUUCUGGGACCUUCGACGACCUUAUGAACCAAUAAACUGUAUCAAGCGCUUCCUGAGUACAGAGCUGGCCUGGCUGCUCCCCUACAAUGGUGUCACUGUGGCUCAGGACAACUGCUACGCCUCUUAUGGACUCUGUGGAAUUCAUUAUAUUGAUGCUGGUUACCUUGGUUUCAAAGCCUACUUCACUGCUCCUCGAAAAGGCACUGUCUGGAGUCUUUCAGGAUCAGACUGGCUUGGGACAGUAGCUGCAGGAGAUAUAUCCGGGGAGCUCAUUGCAGCUAUAUUGCCUGAUAUGGCCCUGAACCCAAUAAAUGUCAAGCGGCCUGUAGAGCGAAGAUUCCCUAUAUAUAAAGCAGAUCUGAUUCCGUAUCAGGAUGGCCCUGAAGAUCAAGACCACUAUUCUGCCUCGUCAGGGGCUCCAAACCCUCCCAAGGCUCGAACUUAUGCUGAAACUGUCAGCCAUCACUAUUUGCUCUUUCAAGACACAGAUUUGGGUUCGUUUCACGAUCUUCUUCGUAGGGAACCAAUGCUUCGCAUGCAGGAGAGAGAGGGCCAUUCUCAGCUCUGCCUGGACAGGCUGCAGCUGGAGGCUAUUCAUAAGGUACGUUUCAGCCCAAACCUGGACUCCUACGGAUGGCUGGUAUCUGGGGGGCAGUCAGGGCUGGUUCGGAUCCAUUUUGUCCGUGGACUCACCUCCCCACUGGGCCACCGUAUGCAGCUUGAAAGCCAAGCCCAGUUCAAUGCUAUGUUCUAACUAUCCUACUCCACUGAAGGGCUUGGCUUCCCUCCAACCAGCCAUUGCCUUCUGCCCAGUUCCUAGUCUUGGUCCACACAGGACCCUUGGAAUGAAGUCUACCAAGAACAAAUGGCCCCCAGGCACAGAACCAUAGGACCUGCGGCCUUUCUGGAUAGUUAUGCUGCCCAGGCCUGGACCUUUAGGCCUGUUUCCCUGGGACUCCUUAGAUUCCUCACCUUCUGCAGACUUCUCCUGUGAUCACAGCCUCGUGUGGGCAGGGGAGUGCUUUCUCCAUGAACCCUCAAGGCUCCUCAGCCUAAAAUUAUGGUUCACCAGAAACACUCAGGCCUGACCUAGGCUUGGGAAUCAAAUUGCUCAUAUUGAGCAUAUUGUGAAGUAGGUAAAGCCAAGUAAAGGUGCUGGGUGUUUUUGAGAUCA